AUGGCACCCCCAGCAGCCGCCUCACAGGCGAAACCCGCCUCGACCGUCGCCCCGCCCGCCCAGAACACCUCGAAGCGCGACUUUCUCAUCUCGCUCGAACAGCAGGCUCAGAAGCGCUGGGCCCAGGACCGCCUCUUUGAGCAGGACUCGCCGUAUGCGACGGGCGAGGCGGACAUUCCUAGCGACGAGUUUGCCAAGCAUGCCGCGGAGCUCAGGGAGAAGUAUCCCAAGGUCCUCGCGACCAUGCCCUACCCGUACAUGAACGGCUCGCUCCACCUCGGACACGGCUUCACCAUCUCCAAGAUCGAGUUCCUCACCGGUUUCGAGCGCAUGCGCGGCAAGCGUGCCCUCUGGCCCUUCGGCUUCCACGCGACCGGCAUGCCUAUCAAGGCUGCGGCGGACAAGCUCAUCCGCGAGAUGGAGAUGUUCGGCGAGGAGUUCGAGAAGUACGGCCAGCCCGAGGACGAGACGGUCACGGCGACUGAGGAGCCCGGGAACGCGACCGCCCUUGCAACCACCUCGACGACCUCCUCGAACGACCCCGCACGAGCAAAGAAGGGCAAGCUUGCGGCCAAGAACACCGGCCUGCAGUACCAGUUUCAAAUCAUGGAGUCGAUCGGUGUCCCCCGCUCCGAGAUCAAGAAGUUCGCCGACCCGUACCACUGGCUCAAGUACUUCCCGCCCAUCGCGCAGGACGACUUGAACGCGCUCGGCUCGCGCAUCGACUGGCGCCGAUCGUUCAUCACCACCCCUGCGAACCCGUACUACGACGCGUUCGUGCGGUGGCAGAUGAACAAGCUCCACGGGCUCGGGUACAUCAAGUUCGGCAAGCGGUACACCAUCUUCUCCCCCAAGGACGGCCAGCCUUGCAUGGACCACGACCGGCAGUCGGGCGAGGGUGUCGGACCGCAGGAGUAUGUCGGCAUGAAGCUCGAGGUGACGCAAUGGGGCGAGCGUGCCGAGCGCGUCAAGCAACUCGCAGGAGGGAAGAAGGUCUUCAUGGUCGCUGCGACGCUCAGGUCCGAGACGAUGCACGGCGUGACCAACCUCUUUGUCGCGCCGUCCGUCAAGUACGGCCUGUACCCCUCGUCGACGACCAAGGGUUCGAAGGAGGACGUCCUCUACCUCGUCACGCCCCGCGCUGCGCGCAAUAUGGCGUACCAGGGUCUCCUCCGCACCGAGGACAAGGUCGAGUGCGUCGGCGAGCUCGAGGGAUCCGAGUUGCUCGGCACCAAGGUCCACCCGGCGCUGUCAGAGCACAAGGAGGUCUACGUCGUGCCUAUGGACACGAUCAAGGACAACAAGGGUACCGCCGUCGUCAUCUGCAUGCCGUCCGACUCGCCUGACGACUGGAUCACCACGCUCGACCUCCGCAAGAAGCCCGAGUACUACAACAUCGACCCCGAGUGGGUCGCGCUCGAGCCCGUCCCCGUCUUGACUACCCCGACCUACGGCGACAAGACGGCCGUCGCCAUCGUCGAGCAGAUGAAGAUCAACUCGCCCAAGGACACGAAGCAGCUCGCCGAGGCCAAGGAGCUCGCGUACAAGGAGGGCUUCUAUGGCGGUACGAUGAUCGUCGGCAAGUACAAAGACGAGAAGGUCGAGGACGUCAAGAACAAGAUUCGCGACGACCUCAUCGCGCAGGACCUCGCCUUCAUCUACUCCGAGCCCGAGAACCUCGUCAUGUCCCGCUCGGGCGACGAGUGCGUCGUCGCGCUCUGCGACCAGUGGUACCUUGACUACGGAGAGGCGGGAUGGCUCAAGAAGGCCGAACUCCUCCUCUCGCGCAUGAACACGUACCAGCCCGAGACGCGCAACGGCUUCGAGAAGACGCUCGGCUGGCUCCGGCAAUGGGCGUGCGCGCGCUCGUACGGCCUCGGCUCGAAGCUCCCGUGGGACCCGCAGUUCCUCGUCGAGUCGCUCUCCGACUCGACCAUCUACAUGGCGUACUAUACGAUUGCGCACCUCCUCCACGGCCCGCCCAUCGACGGCUCCAAGGUCGGACCGCUCGGCAUCACGGCCGAGCAGAUGACGGACGAGAUGUGGGAGUACAUCUUCGCCAACGGGCCCUUCCCCUCGCACUCGCCUGUCCCGAUCGAGAAGCUCAACCGCCUCAAGGCCGAGUUCUCCUACUUCUACCCGAUGGACAUCCGCUCGUCCGGCAAGGACCUCAUCCCGAACCACCUCACCUUCUGCAUCUACGUCCACGCCGCCCUCUUCGGCGAGGAACACUGGCCGCGCUCGAUGCGCGCCAACGGCCACCUCAUGCUCAACGGCGAAAAGAUGUCCAAGUCGACCGGCAACUCGCUCACGCUCAAGGACUCGCUCGUCAAGUUCGGCGCCGACGCGACCCGCGUCACCCUCGCCGACGCAGGCGACUCGAUCGAGGACGCCAACUUUGAAGAGUCGACCGCCAAUGCCGCCAUCCUCCGCCUCCACACCCUCAUCGAGUGGUGCCAGGAGGUCGUCAAGGACCAGGGCCAGCUCCGCCGCGGCCCGUCCGACGAGCUCAUCUGGGACCGCAUCUUUGAGAACGAGAUCAACGAGGCGAUCGAGUUGACCUACAAGGCGUACGACCAGGCGCUCUACAAGGACGCGCUCAAGAACGGUUUCUACCAGUUGCUCUCGGCGCGCGACCUGUACCAGCUCGCGACUGCGUCCGAGGGCGGCAUGCACGUCGACCUCGCCCUCCGCUUCAUCCGCAUCCAGGCCCUCCUCCUCACCCCGAUCGCGCCGCACGUCGCCGAGCACCUCUGGUCGACCGUCCUCGGCGAGCAGACGUCCGUCCAGAAGGCGCAGUUCCCGACCAUCUCGAAGCCCGUCGACCGCGCGACGACUGACGCCGCCGUCUACGUCCGGUCCAAGGUCAAGGAGAUCCGUGACGCCGAGCUCUCGUUUGCGAAGAAGAAGGCCAAGGGCAAGGCGACGGGCGCGUUCGACCCGUCCAAGCCCAAGGCGUGCAAGGUCUGGGUCGCCAAGGGCUUCCCCGAGUGGCAGGAGGCGGCCGUCGAGGUCGUCAAGUCGGCGUGGACCGGCUCUGCGGUCGACGACAAGAAGGUCAAGGAGGACCUCGUCGCUCGCGGCCUCAUCAAGGACAAGCGGUACAUGCCGUUCAUCGCACAGCUCAAGAAGGGCAUCGCGCAGUUCGGUUUCCAGGAGGCUAUCGACCGGCACAUUACCUUCGACGAGGUGGCGACGCUCAACGCCGCGAUGCCGUACAUCCGCCGCUCGCUCGGCAUGGACGACAUCGAGGUCCUUCACACCGACUCGGACAAGGCCAAGGAGGGCGAGCCCGGCUUCGUCGCGUCCAUCGUCGAGGCCGCGCAGCCUGGCAACCCCGGCCUCGUUCUCUACAACAUCUAG
Molecule: messenger RNA, 3363 nt
Organism: Rhodotorula toruloides NP11
Lineage: Eukaryota; Fungi; Basidiomycota; Microbotryomycetes; Sporidiobolales; Sporidiobolaceae
Product: leucine-trna ligase
Exons: 6
Coding region: 1-3363 (1120 amino acids)
Biological process (GO): leucyl-tRNA aminoacylation
Molecular function (GO): leucine-tRNA ligase activity; ATP binding; aminoacyl-tRNA deacylase activity
Source: RefSeq, a predicted model, not a curated record